GCUGUUUAACAUUACAUGGCCAAACGUAUGCUAAUCCGUAAGUUUGAGAGGUGUUUUUAAACUUUGGACAGAGCCAGGCUAGCUGUUCCCCCUGCUUCGUCUUUCUGCUAAGCUAAGCUAAGCUAAGCUAAGCAUAUCCUGACUCAGUACUUUGUACUGUUCCUUUAAUACUCAUGGCAUCAGGUGUACUGUCCGAAUACUUCUUUUGGGUGUUACUGAAGCAAACAAAGGCUGUAAUUAUAUGAAUUUAAUAUGCAACUGAAUAGCUAAUUGUGAAUAUGUAAAGCUGAAUUGAAACGCAGCUGAAUUGACAACAUUGGAAUAUUUUACUUUGGAAACCUUGUGUCUGCUUGUUUGUGGUUUGAACUCCCCUCUUUGAAAUUCCUAGAAGGUCCACAGAACCAGCUGAAGGUGUAGAGCUCGAAAGAUGAGCUAGACCUGGAUUGGGGACAGAAAAUCGGGACAUCUUCUGCAUCCGUUUGUUGCAUUUUGUUUUAACCUCUCUCUUGCACGUCCACCAGUUUUGUGGGGGGACCGGGAGCCUGCCCUUGAAUUGGAGCGUUAGGGCCUCGUCCAAGCCCAGAUCAACUUUGACCGAAUUUAGUCCAAUUUUCAAACACAUUCCUUGGGCCUCAUCAUGACGUGAACAGAGAAACACAGCAGAAAGCUUUGCUCUUGGUUAGAAAUGUUAAAAGUAAAAAAAACAACAUCACGGUUUUAUGUAUUAGGCGUCUUCUGGGCCAGUGAUCGGAAUGGAAAGAUUUGCCCUCGUUUGCCAUGAUAAACGGGAAGCUGCCAGUGUGGUCUGGCGAGCUGUCAAACACAGGACACGCACUGGCCCUUUAACGAAUGGACCGCUCCAUUCAUAUUCAUAGGGGAGCACUCCCUGGCUAACCAUUGCAUGUACUCAAAUUCCAUAAGAAAUGCAGAGAGCCGAGGGCAAACAGCGAGGUAAAUCCUAACGAAAGGCCGGAUAUCAGAGUGUGAACGCUCACAGUCGCUGUGUGCUGCCGUGAAGGAGCAGUCGGGCCCGGGCUGCGCUCCCGUCCCGCUGCGUCCGUCCGCCUCAGCGCAGCGCCUGAGCUGCUGGCGGAGGCGUCAAGGCGCACAGCGUUAGUAGCAUGACGACCGGAACACAGGGCGGCUUAACCUUCAAAACAAGCUGCGUGCGCGGGAUUAAAGCUGUACCUGGCAAGCGACUGCUACGGUUUAUUUCUAAACAUGCUGGCAGCUUUAUAAUUACAGCCCAUUCCGACUGCACAGAGCGUUCAUUAGAGCUGCACACACUGCACAUUUUGUAGGUUCUUGUCUGCCAACACCUGCUCAGUCGGUUUCAAGUGCUUCACUUAAUUAUAUUUGCUUGAAAUGGACCUCUCCUUUUCCUUUUUUGUUUUCCGUAGGAAAGACCAAUGUCAGGCUCUCUUUCUGUUACGUUAGCCAACUCUUAACAAGUUACUGUAAGCCAUAUUCAAGUCACGUGUAGCCAAGCUCCGAGCGUUAUUGUGAAAGUGGUGACCGGAAGCGGCCGCUCGUUGCCGCGCAGCUGACCGCGGAGCCGCUGGCUGGGAACAGGAUGCUGGCGGGCCGAGCAGACGCACCGACCUAACGGAGAGAAACCGCAGCAGCAUCCUUUGUUUUCUGGAGCUGGACAUCCAGCUGUGACUCCCACUGACAACCUGCAGCACCUGGAGGAGAGGGGGGAGGCGUCCAACAGCCAAUAGAGAAAGCUUGGUGCAUAGAAGGAGCCAAUAAGCUUAAUCAAGACCAUUGUGCUAGCCAAUAGGACAGCUCCAAACUGAUAGUGUGGCGAGCUUAAGGGAGAGCUGAAGCGAGGGUGGAGAGGCGGCGGGGCUUUCCUUUCCCACCAUCCUCUGGUUUUCCUUCGGCCCUGUGGAAGCACUCAUCCACACCACUGCACUGAAACGCACUCAUUCCCCCUUUCCAUUCUGUCACUGCACUCGUUCUCUCACUUUCUAUCCAUCUAACUGUCCAUCUUGUUUGAUGAAUAGGUCAGUGGAACCUAAGCACCACGAACCAGUAGAGACCUUUUAGUAAAGAUCAGUGAAAUCAGUUGUUUAGGUUGUAGAGCUGCUAACCGAGAUCAUCGUACUCAGGCGAUGCAGUAGUCUAUUUGAAUAGUACUUCACCAGCCCCCCAGCACAGAGUCUGGCUCAGUCCCACAGGGUCCCACAGGUGAUGAGGAGGGCCAGGAGAUUAAUCUCUUUCUAGACUUUCUCUACUCUACCUUGUGUCUUCAUGUUUUGGGGGUCCUCCGGUGCCCCCACCCUCUGUCGACCCCCCCGCACCCGCUGCCACCACGGCCGGCCACCCCAGUCGCCUCGUUGUCAUGCCGACAGAGACACUGGCUCCAGCCCUGCCAGAUAGCAAGGCUGCUGGCCCCGCAACACCCUUCAGUUCCACCGUGCCCCUCCGCAUCCUCAAUAAGGGCCCUGACUACUUCAGGAGACAGGUGGAACCUAACCCAAAGCGCCUCAGUGCUGUUGAGAGGCUAGAAGCUGACAAGGCCAAGUAUGUCAAGAGCCAGGAAGUUAUCAACGCCAAGCAGGAGCCAAUCAAACCACCCGUGCUGGCCAAGCCUCCUAUCGGUCACGCCCUCCUGUCCAAGAGAGGCUCUGGGAUUGGUGGAGGAGGAAAUGGAGGCGGGAUACCUUUCAAAGCAUCCAAUAACAACGCCAAGUCAGACACAUGUGCAACAAGCAGCGGCAGCAGCAAACGGGAGAAUUUAAACCUGGAGAUCCUAAAAAAUCUGCUAAACUCAUCGUCCUCUUCAGGAGCAGGAUCUGAAGGUCUAGGAGGUGGAGCUAAGAGUGCUGUGAUGAUGAGGUCGUCAGGGGGAAUGGCCAGGAGUUGGACACCAUCAGGAAUGCCGUUAACCUACCGAUCUACAAUGACGCUUAAUGAGCAACCACCAGACUCAGCUCCCAGUCCAAGCACCUCACACUCCCUCCGAUCCUUCUCCCAUUCCCUGAAGGUCCCUCCAGUCAACAGCGGGGGACGUCGCAGUCCACAACAGGGAGGAAACCUCAACCUUAGCAGACGAGUCCUGGACGAGAGGGGAGGUGACGGAGGAGUUAUCAAUCGAUCUCGCUCCCCACUACCACCAUUGCUCACCUCCCACUCCUCCUCCGACCUCCUUCGCCUGUGCAAUGGCAAGCCACUCCGCAUGGCGCGAUCCAGCAGCUCCUCAGCUCCACCUCUCCCUCCAAAACCCAACCCUGCCUCCCUCCCUCCUCCCGCGCUUUCCUUGUCGCUGCCUCCCCCUCGUCCAACUCCAUCCCCCUCGCCCUGUGACAACACCACCCCGCAGUCGCUACCUUGUGAUUUCGGAGACCCUUCCAAUACUUCAACCGAUCCCAACCUGGAGCUUGAGCUUGGUUCAUCCGUGGCUCGUCGCUCCUCGCUACACAGAUCUAAAUCAGACCUGUCAGACCGGUACGCCCGGGCUGGAGCUGACGUGGAGCGCUUUUUUAACUACUGCGGCAUUGACCCCGAGGAGCUGGAGGCAGUCGGUCCGGAGAACUUUGCACGGGCUAACUCUGAUAUCGUCAGCCUGAACUUCCGAUCAGCCUCUAUGAUCUCCUCCGACUGCGACCGGUCGCGGCAAUCCUCCAACGAUGGACUGUCAGACGCGGACGAGGGCGAGGACGAGGACGAGGAGGCCGGGGAGCGUGUUCCAUAUGGUAUCUCAGCUGUGGAGCGAAAUGCAAGAGUCAUUAAAUGGCUGUACAGCAUCAAACAGGCGAGAGAAACGCAAAAAGUCUCACAUGUUUAGGACAAGCACUACAGUGGAUUGGAUGUACUGUAAACUACAGACAAACUGCCCCAUGUUUCAGAAUUGAUCAUUGGACCAGAAUUUCUCACAGGUUUAGAGACUGUGAUCUUGAGGCUGAACUGAAAAUUUGUCAAAAUGUAUAGAUGGAUGAAUGAAUAGAGGGAAGAGAAAGUUUGAAAAAAUUUAGUUUAGAAAUGAAUGAAGAGACGAGGAAAAGGACUCUAAUCCUCCUCGGUUUAGAACAACAUGAACACAACAGAAAGGAAUAAAACUUGGACAGUUAUAUGAACAACAUGUGCAGUCUGGAGAGACAAACAAACACAGGACAUGUAUGAAAACGAACUAGUUAAUUUCUCUAUGGACACUGUAUAAUUACAAUUACAAAAUACAAUUUACACAAAGUGCAAAAUGCACUAGGAUCAUCCAAGGACCCAUAAAGUGUCCGCCUCGCUACAAAGGGUUAUAGGCCUUUCUCACAGAGAACAUUUUAGCUUGUCAAACACAGAUUUGACUAACAUUACAUUUAGGCGUAGCCUGGUUUCAGACCUCUGCAUCAUCGCCCACAUCUCUUGAUUUGUUCAGCGAUUCAAAUAGAUCUGGUUUCGUGCUCAUGCACAAGUGUUGACUAAUCAAAGCAUUGUAAGUGGGAUUAUGAAUGGGACAUCAUCUUCCUACAUAGCUACCUAGCUACAUCUGUAAAAAAUACCAACAUGUUGUUGUAAGUGGACUUACAGAAAUAAUAACUCUGACUGGGAAUCCACAUUAAAAGUGAGAUGUAGCGUUUUGUCUGUUCAGUCCACAUGGACUGCAACCUACGUUCUGCCGUCUCUGUCCUCAGAAGCAGCUGUCCUGUCAACAGCUCCUGAGGAGCAGAGAGGACACCGGCCAGCCAGGCUGUCUUCACCAGGCAGUCGCACACGUGUGUCUCUGAGUCAGUGUGGAUUGAUACACGUGAUAAAAUCGAAGCGUUCAUGUUCCGUGCGUCGGGCGAGUGACAGACGUCAAAACGCUUCUAAAAACGCUUUCUAUGUGGAUUGACCUUAAAAUCAGCGUAUUUAUUCGAUCGAUGUCAGGGCUGUCACUUUGUCACAAAAUCAAGUUGUCUCACUGAGUGAAAAAGCUAACAGGUGACUUCAGAUUUUGCAAACAGCUUUACUUUUACCCACAUUUUUUACAUCUAUGGUGUCAAAAUUCUUCCUCACAUUACUUCUCAGGUGGUUUGGUGUCAUGAUUAUCCGUUCAGCACUUCACUAGUUUCCUCCAUUUUGUGUUAGCAAAGAGAGCAACAAUAGCCUAGUUUACUGAUAGGUCAGAGCCAGGAAUGCCUUCUGCUGCAGUACAAGGCAGGGCCUGUUGCACUUAUAGACUGAAUUUUUAAUACAUUACAGAUCAAAUAUACAUUUUUUAUCCUGCGAUUGAACGGCACUUUGAAUUUCAAAUAAAAAGUGACAUCCCUAA
This is a messenger RNA of Siniperca chuatsi (mandarin fish), 5251 nucleotides long. It is a transcript of the gene fam110b, whose product is annotated as family with sequence similarity 110 member B. The transcript has 5 exons. Bases 2348 to 3793 code for a protein of 481 amino acids. The record is from RefSeq and is a predicted model, not a curated record. NCBI's taxonomy places the organism in Eukaryota, Metazoa, Chordata, Actinopteri, Centrarchiformes, Sinipercidae.